Trematomus bernacchii (emerald rockcod) is the source of this 4232-nucleotide messenger RNA. RefSeq lists its product as uncharacterized. Gene Ontology annotation, molecular function: protein binding. The transcript has 24 exons. The record is from RefSeq and is a predicted model, not a curated record. Lineage: Eukaryota; Metazoa; Chordata; Actinopteri; Perciformes; Nototheniidae. The coding region runs from base 86 to 2842 and encodes 918 amino acids.
GAAACUGAAACUCUUCAGAAUGAACAUAUAGCAGGAGAGACCGAGAGACAGAUCAUUGAGAGGAUCGCGAGGAGAGAGAGACAAGAUGCCCAACACAUCAGACAAGAGCAUGCAGGUUUGCUACUGCGGAUGGUCCAAAGUCACCACCUACCAGGGUCUGAGGACUCACCAGGGGAAGAUGGGAUGCACACCGAUGGGAAUGAGUAUCCCUGAGAGUGACCAAUUCAGAUUAACAAGAUACACGUUUGCUAACAUUGGACCGUCAAUCCAAAUAGAAGAACCUCUGAAAGAUAUCUUCGGCCCUUAUCUAGAGAUCGAUCAUCAACAGUUCACCUGGAGAAAUGCCGCCUUGGAAGAAUCCCGUCACAACGACAGCGGACCAAAUAACAGGGUUACUCCAGUCUGGGAGAUACCCCAAACAUCAGAUGAGAACCUCCUGGUUACGACCUACCAGGGUCUGAGGACUCAACAGGGGAUGAUGGGAUGCACACAGAGGGGAUAUAGUAUCCCUCAGAGUGACCAGUUAAGAUUAACAAGUUCCCUUCAUACAUUCGCUAACGUUGGACCUUCAACCUUCGAGCCUCUGAAGUUUGAGAGUAAACAGAUUACUUGGGGAAGUCCCCUGGAAGAAUCUCCUCAACAGGAUGGCGGACCAAGUAACUCCAUUGCUUCAGCAAGGGGAAAGAAUGUACCUGUUGCUUCAAACUUCACCACCCAGACGGCCCCUCCAGCUGCAGAAGCCACACUGAACGACACAAAUCAAUUAUUUGUUACAGCUCAACAGAACUCUCAGCAGACGGCCACAAACUCUGACAAAACUCAUCAAGGGCGCUAUUUCUCCAUUGGUGCACAGCCUUCACUGUACCCCAUGUCACAGAUGUUUGGUACCCCAACCACUCCUGCAGCAGCAGAAGUCCCAGUUAUGAAAACUCAGCAAAGCUCUCUUCAAAACACCACAAACUCUGACAAAACUCAUCAAGCAUUCAAUCUCUCCAUUGGUGCACAGCCUUCACUGUACACCAUGUCACAGAUGUUUGGUACCCCAACCACUCCUGCAGCUGCAGGAAUCACAGUCAAUGACACAAACAAAUCAUUUGUUACAACUCAGCAGAACUUCCAGCAAACAGCCACAAACUCUGACAUAACUCGUCCAGCUUUCAAUUUCUCCAGUGGUGCACAGCCUUCAGUGCCCCCAAUGCCACAGAUGUUUGGAACCCCAACCACUCCUGCAGCUGCAGGAAUCACAGUCAAUGACACAAACAAAUCAUUUGUUACAACUCAGCAGAACUUCCAGCAAACAGCCACAAACUCUGACAUAACUCGUCCAGCUUUCAAUUUCUCCAGUGGUGCACAGCCUUCAGUGCUCCCAAUCUCACAGAUGUUUGGUACCCCAACCAUUCCUGCAGCAGCAGAAGUCCCAGUUGUUACAACUCAGCAGAACUUCCAGCAAACAGCCACAAACUCUGACAUAACUCAUCAAGCAUGCAAUCUCUCCAGUGGUGUAGAGCCUUCGCUGAUGCCAAUGUCACAGAUAUUUGGCAGCCCAACGAUUCCUACAGUUAAAGAUGUCACAGUGACGAACACAAACAAAUCAAUGUUUGAAACUCCCCCCCAUCUCAGUACAACUCAUCAAAACACCAACAACGUUCGUAGAGCGCUCGAUUUCUCCACCGGUGCACAGCAGCUUGGAGUGCAGUUGGACUGGGAACUUCCAACAACCACAGCUCAGGAAACUGCCUUCCAAUUAAAGGAGAGAGAAAGGGAGAGGGAGAAGGAGAUGGAGAAAGAGAGGGAGGCUCAAAAACUACAAAAGAUGAGGCAAGACAUGAUAAGGGCUGAUUUACAGCAGAACAUUCAGACAAGAGAACAGAAGAUUUCUGAAGUCAAAUCAUCUGUAAAAGCCUGCAAGGGCGGCUUGGAUGCCGAAUGGCUGGAGAUCAACAGCGUUUUCUCAGAGGUGAUGAAAGUCGUGGAGGACUCUCGGAAGAAAGCCCUUCAACCUCUGGAGGAGAGGAGAAAGAGAGUGAAUAGAGAAGGACUACAUCUGGUCAAGAAGCUGCAGAAUGAAAUUGACAAAAUCAGGAAGACCAUUGAUGAGUUGGACAAAAAUGCCGACUUGCAGGGUCUUCCUAAAACAUUCCUGGAUGAAUCUCGAGAUUGGAAAAAUGUCACUGUUGACACUUCAUUCUCCUUUGGGUCACUGAGAACUACAAUAUCAAGCAUGAUGGAACAAAUUCACCAGGAACUGGAAAAACUCUCUUCUGUUGAACUCAAGAGGAUUCCCACCUUUGCAGUGGAUGUAAGGCUGGACCCAGCCACAGCCCACCAGUGCCUUGUGCUUUCCCCCGAUGGAAAGACAGUUAGAGAUGGAGGAAAUGACCAAAAAGUACCCGAUGCUCCGCAGAGGUUCGACAUGUUCGGCAGCAUCCUGGGGCUCAACAGGUUGACUUCUGGGAAGUCAUACUGGGAGGUGGAGGUCACUAACAAGUCGGGGUGGGACCUGGGUGUGGCACGACGCAAUGCAAAUCGCAAGGGGAAACUCUCGGUGAACUCGGAGAACGGUUACUGGGUAGUCGUGCAUUACGAAGACAAAAAGUACGCAGCCCUGACAGUACCACCAGCCAGCCUCCCCCUGAAAGAGAAACCUGAAAAGGUCGGAGUGUUUGUGGAUUACGAGGAACGUCUCGUGUCCUUCUACGAUGUGAUGGCUCAAUCUCACAUCUACACGUUUACCGAGUGCAUGUUCAGCGAUGUGAUUCUUCCAUAUUUCAGUCCACAUCCUAAACAAAAUGAAAAAAACUCCCAUCCUCUGAUUAUCUCUCCUGUGAAGAAGCAGUUGUAGUUAUAUGAAGUGAAUAGUUACCGGUGCACUAAAAGUUAAAAUGCACCACUCAAUGUAAAUAUCAGUUCAGGUGUACAUGAUAUUUCAUGACACUACCAAAGGGUUUGAAUCUAGGGUUUUGGCCUGGCCAUCUGAGAUUGUCUCGAUUAGUUAUAUGUGUUAAAUAGUUUGAAUUUAAACUUUGAAAACGAUUAGUGUGUGUACCUACAUUAUCAUUAAUGAUAUUUUAAUAAUUUCUUAAACCUUGAAAAAUCAGUAACAAUUUGUUCACUUCGGUGACUUAAAGGUCACCUAUUAUGCAAAAUCCACUUUUUCAUCUCUUUUGUACAUCAACAUGUGUCCCCUCUGUGGAAAGAGACUCUUGAAGUUUCAGGAAAAAAGAUUCUCUCUCUUUUUGUCCUGAUCCAUUUAUAUAAAAACCUGUCUGAAAAUGAGCUGAUCAGAUUUUGGCCACUUUAUGAUGUCAUAACGAUUUUUUGGCUUGUGUAACUAUUAGCCAAUAACCAACCAAGGCAACCUCCACCGCUCCCGCCCACCUUAUCACCUGAAUCUCCUCCUAGAGCACCAUUGUGUGUGGGGAGUGGCUCCUUAUUUUAAUCUAAAGUAACAGACAGAGAAUCAGCUCUUUUGAAGGUACAUUUUUGAAGUUACACUUUUUAUAUCUCGUUCGUUUCUAACUAUACAUUUUAACUGAAUGGAGAAUUUCUGUUAUCAGACAUGUGUAUCUUAAGCUAACAGACACACUAGCUAAGCUAACAUUAGCAGGAGCAGAAUAGCAUCCGAAAAAAACAAUUUUUUAACUUCAAACUACUCAAACUCAAACUUUAAUCUGUGUUUCCAUCGGUCAUUAUAACAAGGACUGUUUAUUGUUUAGAGUAGGAGACCCUAUACAGACCAGUUCACUCGCUUUUAAAUCCUCCUGAACAGGAUCCUAGAAUUAUCAGACAAACAGAAUAAGCUAAUGUUAGCGGUUAGCUUGCAACCACACAGAUGGAUUUCAUGUUUUGUAUGCAAAAUCCACAUUUUAGCUGUCAACUGCUUCGACUAAAAAGCAUAACAUUCAUCAAAAGGUUAAAUGAAGUACUAUGCAAUAGAAAAUGUACUUGUUUACAUUCUACCACUUAUCUUUACUUGAUAUAACCCCUAACUCUUGCACACUGUAUUUUCUUUAUUUUUUAAAUUGCAUUUUACAGAUCCUUUUUUGUAGUUCCAGAUUAUCUGUUACACCACCAUGCAUGACUCUCUCUACAUAUAACUAUUGACGGUUAUAACUAAAUGUUUUAUGUUAUUAAGCGAGAAGACAUUAUUACAAGUUAUAUUUGGGAAACUUUUAUAUAUCUCUUCAGGGGUCUUGUAAAAACCAAAGCAAUAAAACAUGAUUUACGUUGUA